UUAGCCAUGGAAGAAACCCAAUUAACUCCCCACAUUGCGAUUUUACCCUCUCCAGGAAUGGGUCACCUCAUCCCGCUGGCCAUUUUCGCAAAACGAUUCAUAGCCUACCACAAUUUCACUAUCACCUUCAUCAUCCCUAACGAUGGAUCACCACCCAAACCCCAAAAUUCCGUCCUUGAUGCCCUCCCUAAGACCAUAACCUCUAUCUUUCUUCCUCCAGUUAACCUCGAUGAUCUCCCCGGAGAUGUUAAGAUCGAAACUCGAAUCUGCCUCACAGUGUCUCGUUCCAUCUCUUCUUUUCGUGAAGCUUUAAGCAUCUUAACUUCUACAACCCAUCUUGUUGCCUUAGUUGUUGAUCUCUUCGGUGUGGAAGCAUUUGAUGUCGCUAAAGAAUUCAAGAUUCCAUCCUACAUCUUCUUCCCUUCAACGACUACCUUGUUUUCUUUUUGCCUUCAUUUGCCCACUCUCGAUGAGACAUACUCUGGCGAGUAUAGAGACUUGCCUGAACCGGUGAGGCUGCCCGGUUGCGUGCCACUACAUGGAAGAGAUCUCCUGGAUCCAGUCCAAGACAGGAAUAAUGAUGCCUACAAGUGGCUUCUACACUAUUCAAAACGUUACAGAUUAGCCGAUGGGGUUCUAUUGAAUAGCUUCAUGGGGUUGGAAGGAGGUGCCAUUAAAGCUCUCAAGGAAGGAAGAGUCCCUACUGCGCCACCGGUUUAUCCAAUUGGACCAAUCAUACAAACCGGUUCAUUGGAUGUGAUCGAUUCGACCGGGUGCUUGAGUUGGUUAGAUAAUCAACCACGACGCUCAGUUCUAUUUGUAUCAUUUGGGAGUGGUGGAGCCCUCUCGUUGGAACAAGUUAAGGAAUUGGCCUUAGGAUUGGAGCAAAGUGGGCAUAGGUUCUUGUGGGUUAUUAGAAGCCCAACUCGAGGAGCUGCUGAUGCUUCAUUUUUCACUGUGCAAAGCAUGGAGGACCCAUUAACCUUCUUGCCGGAGGGGUUCUUGGAGAGGACUAAAGAGAUGGGCUUAGUUGUGCCCUCAUGGGCUCCUCAGAUUCAAGUUCUUAGCCAUGGCUCAACCGGAGGAUUCCUAACUCAUUGUGGAUGGAAUUCAAUAUUAGAGAGUGUAGUGCAUGGUGUGCCCUUAAUUGCUUGGCCACUCUAUGCAGAGCAAAAGAUGAAUGCAGUAAUGUUAGUGGAGGACAUAAAGGUGGCAUUAAGGCCCAAAGCAGAUGAGAAAGGCUUAAUAAAGCGACAAGAGAUUGCAAAAGUGGUGAAAAGCUUAAUGGAAGGAGAAGAUGGAAAGAGAAUUCAAAGCAAGAAGAGUGAACUCAAGGAUGAAGCGACCAAGGUAUUGAGCGAUGAUGGGUCUUCCACAAAGGCACUAUCAGAGGUUGCACACAUAUGGAAGAGCGGCAAGACCAUUUAAGAAUAUUUAUGUUUUCCAAACUUUCUUUUUUCAUGCAAUGUAAGAGUAGGGUAAGGUGUGACGGUGAAAAUUAUCAAACAAU
Molecule: messenger RNA, 1510 nt
Organism: Telopea speciosissima
Lineage: Eukaryota; Viridiplantae; Streptophyta; Magnoliopsida; Proteales; Proteaceae
Product: hydroquinone glucosyltransferase-like
Exons: 1
Coding region: 7-1428 (473 amino acids)
Molecular function (GO): UDP-glycosyltransferase activity
Source: RefSeq, a predicted model, not a curated record